GCAAAGUCAAUUUGGGACGACCUGACGAUAUCCCGUCAAAACCUUGCGUAGAUUAUCAAACUGCGCUCUCUAUAGUACGUCUGAAAGACAAACAGAAAUUAUAUACAUGAGUUAUGCUCAACUAAAAUCAUUUUUGGAUGACCUGAGAAUAUUCCGUCAAAACCUUACAUAGAUUAGCGAAUUACAUAGAUGCUCUCUAAAAGACCUCCCAAAAUCAAUCAUAAGAUAUGCGGGGAUUAUACUUCAUCAACAUCAGUUCCGAAUAACCCAACGAUAUCUCGUCAAAACGUUGUAUAGAUUAGGGUGCUUUCUGUAUCUGGAAGACGAUUACGGAAAGUAUGCGUGUAUACUCCAAUGCGAUCUCUUGGAUUUAUGGCCUGAUUUUAUUAUUAAAUCCCGCUUUUCCUGCUAAUUAAUAUUUUUAACCUAUCAGCGAUCACGCUGGAUUCAACUUUAUCUCAUGCUUUCAUUAAAACAGUAUAUAUACUCGAAAGCUUUUGAAAGCAUUAGAAUUUUCGAUUUUUUUCAUGAUUCCCGAAUUUAUUUUUUUGCAGUUUUUUUUACAGCAUCGACGAGUUCAUCGUACUUAAUAAUGAAUUUCUACGAAGAAUUUGUUAUUACGCGACCAGUAUUCGGUGGGUUAAUAUAUAGCACUACCGCUGAAUCCCAUAUUAUAUUUUGUUAUCCCAAGUCCCAAUAAGAUAACACGUCACAUAGACGUCUAUGAGAGCUCUAAGGAAAUGUGUGUAAUUGAAGGUACGCGAGUGCGCCUUAGUGAGCCGUGACAUAGUGACCGUUACCAAGGGCCUGUUAUACGUGUUGUUUAUUAGCAACACGUAAGGUUCUCAUGUAUGUUUGUAAAAAUUGUGCGGCGAGACUUUCACAGACCAUUUUGCAAAGGUAAGUUAGUUUAAAUCAUCAUUUAUUACUAUUUGACAACAUAAAAAAGUUCAACGCAAUUUUUUCUAUGGUUUGGUAAUUUGAAAGAAAAUGUUUUGAAAAAAAUACAACAAAAUUUAGUUCGUUUUUCUCCUCGAUGAGAUUUAUUUUUUACUUUCGUAAGAUGGAAAAAAAUCCGGUCAUUUCUUAGUAAUUCAUUGGAUUGUACAAAAAACAUUUUUUUAUCGAGAAUGUUUAAACUAUACUUUCUUUAAAAGACGAAGCAAAUAAAAAGCACGCGUAAGGGAAUAUACACGAAAAAAUAUUUUUGGACUGGAGCAUUUUCAUUCAAUGGGAUUUGGUUCGAUGAUGAAAGUUUUUUCUACAUAUGUUUAUUGAUAUUUCAGGUGAUACAAAAAAAACGAUUUUGGGGAACCCUGUGAAAACUUCAACAGGGAUUGAGCCAAUUACGAAAGCGGUUUUGGGUGCCAGAAAAUUUUGGCUCGGCAACGAGAAUAUUCACGUACUGACGAUCAACGAAGAUCACUCGUUACGCGUGGAGCUCAAAGACUUCGAAGGAAUCAAGGGGUAUGAACCAUCAGUUUUUUAAAACAUAAAUCUCUACAUUUUUUUGCACUUUAGUAACUUUAAGCACAGAAUUUGGUUAUUUUCGAAUUCGAAUAUUCACUGCUGGUUCUAAAAAUGUGAAAGCUUCGUUUUAGAAUUGAAAUGAUUAAUGGAAAUCCCACAGAUUCGGUUAUUCUGACACAAAACACCAAAGUGUGUAUAUUUUUUUUUUUCUCGUAGAUGGAAGGGCGUAAAAGAAAACGUGAAACAGAAAUUUGUGAAAGACAACGUCGCAGACGGAUUAACCAAAUUAUAUGCAACUGGGAAUGUGAAUCUUCUUAUGAAGUACCAGAAAUUCAAUGCCCACAGUACUCUAUUUCUGACUCAACACCAAAUUCUCAAAAUAAUGACAUAAUCUGUCAUAAUAAUACGUGUGAUUUUUCAACUCCGUCGGUCGAAAACCAUGCUUCUGUUCUACCAUUAGAUCGCUCUUACCAAACUAAUUUUUAUCCAGAUAGAAAUGAGAACAUUGAUAAUAAUAUCCCUGCAAGUCCAAUUAUAGAAGUUUCUUCUGUAAAAAGCGUGAACGAAAAAUGUGAAGACGUGGAUUUUUUUACUGCCAAAUUGAGAAAGUGGGCUGUUGAAGAAAGAAUUUCGCAUAUGAGCUUGAAGAAAUUGCUACUUUUAUUACGAUCCAUCCCCAGUUUAUCUACCGAAUUGCCUUGUGAUCCUCGAACACUUUUGAAAACUAUGCGGCGGACCGCAAUUCGAGAAGUAUUUCCUGGUCACUAUUAUCAUUUCGGUCUUGCCACAAGUAUACGUGAUGUUUGUCAUAGAAUGAAAAACUUUAAUCUUGAAGAAAUUGCUCUUGCUAUAAAUAUUGACGGAGUCCCGUUGUUUGAUUCUUCAACGGCCUCGCUGUGGCCAAUUUUGGGGAACAUUAUACCUUAUAAAGAAGUAUUCAUGAUUGGAGUAUAUUAUGGACAAAAAAAACCUGAGGACCCGAAUGAAUUUUUAAGUCAAUUUGUCGAAGAAGCCGUUGAAAUUUAUGAAAAUGGUAUUAUGAUAAGGGAAAAACUGUACAAAUUUUCCAUCAAAUUAAUUGUUUGCGACGCUCCAGCAAAAUCUUUCGUUUUGGGUGUCAAAGGCUGUACUGGAUUCCACAGCUGUACAAAAUGUGUAACGAAAGGGAAAACAUUGAAAUAUCGCAGGUGUUUUCCCAAAUUAAAUGCUACGAGACGUACCGAUGCAACAUUUUUGGAGUAUCGCGAUAAGAAAUAUCAUGAGUGCAAAACAUGUUUAGACAAUAUUCCAGGAGUGGGGCUGGUAUCAAGUGUCACUCUUGAUUACAUGCAUCUGAUACUGUUGGGUGUUGUAAAAAGAUUGUUGCUCCUAUGGCUUCAUGGCGAUAACUCUUAUAGACUUGGCCGCUUACAGAUUAAAAAAAUCUCAAAACUGCUCAAAAAUAUAAGGCUCUACAUUCCAAAUGAUUUCGGUCGAAAACCCCAAAGUUUGGAGUUCGUUAAAUUGUGGAAAGCUAUUGAAUUUAGGCAAUUUCUUCUCUAUACGGGGCCAAUCGUUUUACGAAAGGUUUUGUCAGAUGGAAUGUAUAAUCACUUUAUGACCCUCCACGUUCUGAUAAGAAUAUUAUGCGAAGUAGAACAGCAUCAGGAUAAACUCGAUUACGCUGAGAAUCUUGCAAAACACUUUAUCCGAUCGUUCGGAGAAAUAUAUGGUGUCCAUCUCAUAACGCACAAUGUACACGGUAUUAUCCAUUUGGUGGAAGAUGCGAGAAUACAUGGAUCAAUUGAAAAAUUUAGUGCGUUCAAGUUCGAAAAUUUUAUGCAAACAUUGAAAAAAAUGGUACGAAAACCUGAUAAACCCCUGCAACAAAUAGCCCGGCGCUACGGAGAAAUUCAAACGGCUAAAACUACCUGUUCAGAUAACAAUGAGAUCUCUGAUGAUUUGAAUUUAAUUGCAAGUUCUUCUCAUAAUGAAGGACCUCUCCCUGAGAGUUGCUGCAACCCUCAGUAUAAAAUAAUAAGAUCGUCAAAAUUUACUAUCAGGGCUGGUGGGCAAGCCGAUAGUUGCUGUAUUCUUAAAAAUGGUGACAUAUUUACGGUUUCCAAUAUAGCAACUUGUCGAGACACCCAGGAAUUAAUGAUCAUCGGUCGAAAACUCGCAUUCGAAGAUAAUUUUUUUAAUAUUCCCUGCCCAUCAUUGGCUCUAGGAAUAUAUAAAAUGAAAAACAUUAGCAAUCAACAAUUAUCUUUACACCCGCUUAGUGAUAUUAUUAACAAAUGUGUAAAGCUCCCAUACAAAUCAUCAUUUGUUAUCUUUCCUUUUCUACAUACCAAUAACCACUGAAUUUGAGAAAAAAGUUUCUAAUAUUCAGAGAGAACGAUGGAUAAGAAUAAGAAGUAGUCACUUGUGUCUAUGAUAUGAAAAAAGUGCGCAUCUGUAUAUCCACGGGUCAUUUCGAUUCUAUUAUAUUAUUUGGUUAGUUUGUUUUGAUAAUCAUCGGUUGUGUUAUUCAAUAUAAUUUUUUUCAUAAUUCAUGUAUUGAGUUAUAUAAUUUAUUUAGCUUUUGGUGAGAUAUGGACGCUGGACGAUACGUCGUGAUAGAAUUCCAUGACGGCGUCACUCUUGCUCCCGAAAAAUGGUUAACUCCUAGAAAAAAUCAUUGUUAUUGGCCUCCCUACAAAAGCAACUCGAGGACGACAAAAGCAGUCGAAAAUCAAGAGAAUGUUGCUGAAAAUUGGACCCUGCACGAUAUUAAGCAAAUAUUAACAUCGACAAAAACUUAUAAGCGUGGACAAGCGAAGUGUGUGGAAGCGUUACAAAUGUCCGAUAUCAAUACCGAUACAGAUGUCGAAAAGAUUACAACACAAAAAGGACAAAAACCACAAUCGUCUAUUAACAUCUCGCCUUUUCCUUCAUUCCCCUCCGAUGAACAAAUACAACCCACGGACCAUGAUAGCAAUACUAAUGCUAAUGCUCAUGACGAUAUUAACGAAGUAUCGGAAAAUAUGAUGGGACCAAGACGUACGGAUGCCGUGACAAAUAGCACCAAAAGAAAACGAGCUCGUGAUGAAAAUUUAUUUGAUGAGCCAAUUCGAGAAAAAAGACCUUUGAAUUCGAUACCUAACAGUAGCUAUCGCAAUGAUAACAGCAACCAAACAAUUAUGCGAGCAUUGGCUAAUAUGGAUUUAAGAAUAGAAACUAUACUAGCGGAAGUUCGUGAUAUCGCACGCACGUUGUCAGCGAAUACAGCUGAUAAAGAAAUCGAAAAGACGGAAAGCCCGCUUCUAAAAGAUUAUCCUGUGGCAACUGAAGCUUUACUAACCAAAGCAGAGCAUCGUUUAUCGACUGAUCCAGAUUAUCUCAAUAAUUUAAUCAAAGACUUGGCUAUUUUUGUACAAGCUGACGUCAAAAGUACCGUCUCAAAACUGAUGCAGGAAAUUAUGUCCAACUCUGUUGCUGCCAAUUUCAGUUUCCAUGGAGCACAUAAGAAAAAAGCUUUCGCAAAGUUGAAAUUAUACAACGUUUUAUCGAGGUGCACAUUUAACAAUAUGUUUUGCUUCGAAUUCUGGCACAUGAAGGAGUCCAUUUUUUUAUCAUGAAUAUUUAAAUAGAUAUACAGAGACUAAUUGUACAUGAUUAAAAGAAUUGUGAUUAUUUAUUGACGAAAUUCCGUAUUAAAAUGUGUGCUUGUGACUUCUUCGCAUUAUUAUAAUUAAAGAACAAUGUUGACAACAUCUCAGCGGUUGCCUAUUGUUUUUAGAUUCUUUGUCAGUUGCUAAAUAAUUACAAUUCUAUACCAGAAUUAAAUUUACAUAAGUUUAAAAGUACAUAUGUUAAAUAUUCGUCAUAGUUCCCAUCUGAGUGAGAUUUGAAGUGAAAUAAAUCUCUCAUUUUAUAGGAGUCGUCCGAUUCCGGUUCAAAAACCCGGUUGUAACUAAUAAAGACAUUAAUGACCCCAUUAAGUCAUGGCUUCGCCAUGCUCCCGCCCGCUUGGCACGAGAACACAA
Messenger RNA from Venturia canescens, 5477 nucleotides. RefSeq lists its product as uncharacterized. The record is from RefSeq and is a predicted model, not a curated record. The coding region runs from base 4044 to 5069 and encodes 341 amino acids. Lineage: Eukaryota; Metazoa; Arthropoda; Insecta; Hymenoptera; Ichneumonidae. The transcript is spliced from 5 exons.